AUGUCCGCAUUUAUGACUGAUCUUCCUGCACAUUCAAGCACCGGGUCAAAUGGCCUCUUCACUUGUUUGUCAUGUCAAAUCAAAUUUCCUUCUGCAGAGAUGCAGAGAAUUCAUAUGAAGACGGAAUGGCAUCGCUAUAACUUGAAGAGACGAGUGGCUGAACUUCCUGCGGUCGAUGCUGAAGUUUUUGAGCUCAAAGUUCUUCAACAGAGAGUAAGAGAAGAGCAGUAUGAUGAGUUUGGGUUUGUCAAGCUCAAAGAAAAGACACCUAAGAAAACGCUUCGGGAACGUCGUAUAGCUAGAUCAGGCCGACCCAAUAUACAGAGGGUAGUGGAAAGGUCGUUAAGUCCGGUCUCGGCGAUCUCGAGUGCAAGCACGUUCACUUUGGGAACUGCCAGUGAAAUUACUGAAGUCGGCUUUGCAGAGGAUCUUUUGUCGGAAGGGGUGACCACGGAUACAGAGAGAUAUUUUUCAACGGACGAAGAAGAGGGAGAUUUUGACUCCGAUCUGAAUGCAAAAGAGAUUGAAGAGUUUGACCUCGAUGAAGAGGACCAGGAAAUACCUGUAACUGCCUGCUUCUAUUGCGAUCAAAAGAGCAAUCAAUUGGAAACAAACGUCAAUCAUAUGUUCAGAAAGCAUGGAUUAUAUAUUCCCGAGAGAUCAUACUUGGCAGAUAUUGAAGGACUAUUGAGCUAUAUCUCAAAUUCGAUCGCUUUGGACAAACAAUGCUUGAAAUGUGGCUUUAUCGGAAAGAACCUCGAGAGUAUCAGACAGCAUGUCAUAGAGAAAGGACACUGUGUGCUACCAUAUGAAACCAAAGACGAAAGGGAUGCAGUCAAACAGUUCUACAAUUUUGAUACAACGUUAGAGCAACAUAAAGGUGAGAAUAAGAGUGUCACGUUUGAAGAGAUUGAUGAUGUCAUUGAAUGUUGGACCUCUGAGUACACUACAGCUACUCUGGACGAGACUGGAACACAGCUCUGUCUUCCAAAUGGAGUACGACUCGGAAAUAGAAAAUAUGCUAGAUAUUACAAGCAGAAUAUCCCGGACAUUAGGGAUAAAGUUAUACUAGAAAGCGAGAAAACAGUGGCUACCGUCUAUGCUAAAGCAGACGAGUUGAACCGGUUGAGAGAAAGGCUCAGAAAGCAAGAAAUCAGAGAGAUCGGCAUUAUUGAAAUGAGAGGCAGGUCAAGAGAUAUAGCUAGACAGUUGAAGAAGUGCAAUAACAACAAAUACUUUCGUGACGAGAUAUUAUGA
Brettanomyces nanus is the source of this 1257-nucleotide messenger RNA. RefSeq lists its product as uncharacterized. Bases 1 to 1257 code for a protein of 418 amino acids. Gene Ontology annotation, cellular component: preribosome, large subunit precursor. The transcript has a single exon. The record is from RefSeq and is a predicted model, not a curated record. Lineage: Eukaryota; Fungi; Ascomycota; Pichiomycetes; Pichiales; Pichiaceae. Gene Ontology annotation, biological process: ribosomal large subunit biogenesis.